This is a messenger RNA of Thermothelomyces thermophilus ATCC 42464, 1903 nucleotides long. RefSeq lists its product as uncharacterized. Lineage: Eukaryota; Fungi; Ascomycota; Sordariomycetes; Sordariales; Chaetomiaceae. Gene Ontology annotation, biological process: mitotic DNA damage checkpoint signaling; protein phosphorylation. The record is from RefSeq and is a predicted model, not a curated record. Bases 263 to 1735 code for a protein of 490 amino acids. Gene Ontology annotation, molecular function: ATP binding; protein serine/threonine kinase activity. The transcript has 2 exons. Gene Ontology annotation, cellular component: nucleus.
UUCCAUUCCUCAUUCCUCGAUGCAGAAACGUUUCCGAUCCAAAGUCACACACUCCUUGGUUCUGCACCGCAGACACGCCAAUUGGCCCGGCUUUUGGGCAAACUGGCAUAUCGCAUCCUGCGAGCUUUGCAGCAUCCUACGGCUCACGCACCACCAAUAGCCCUCGCCUGCUUUGGCCGAGUGGAGAGAGCGUCUACCUCUUUUUUCCAUUUUUCCUUGCGGGUCUCACUUUGCAACUUCCGACAGUCGACGAGCGCCCGUCAUGGCGACAGUCAUGCCUUCACGUAGCCGCCACGUGGACUCCUUUCAAGCAGAUUCCCAGUCGUUCCGAAUCCAUGAAGAUGCACCCUCCACCGAAGACACAGAGAUGAACGAGAGCGCUCUGCAGGACGAGGACGAGGCAGAACAAGAGAACGAGCCGCUCGAGGAGGAUGGCCAGAACUCGGAUUAUUCAGAUAGCUCAGAAGACGAGCCGCCAGACGACGACAGCCACUUCCAGCAAGACAUGGUGAAGCUGCAGAAUGCCUUUGUGGGAUUUCGGCAAAAGUACCGUCUGAUCAAGCGGAUUGGUGAAGGAACCUUCUCGACCGUAUACAAAGCCGAGGACUUGGCCUACGACAAAUACGACAACUCGUGGGAUCCGGACAAGGAGCUAGACAAGUGGACGCCGCCCCCGUUGAAGAACUCCGCCAGCCAGUCCGGCACAGCCCCGAGCCACGAGUCCCAACCACAACGCCGUCGCAAACCCAAAUAUGUGGCCAUCAAGAAGAUCUAUGUCACGUCCUCUCCAAGCCGCAUCCUCAACGAGCUGGAGCUUCUGCACGACCUACGCGGAUGCGACUCGGUAUGCCCCCUCAUCACCGCUUUCCGCUCCACAGACCAGGUGGUCGCCAUCCUCCCCUAUUUUCGACAUGCAGACUUCCGCGACUACUUCCGUAAAAUGACGGUGCCGGACAUGGCGAUCUACCUGCGGUCACUCUUUACCGCACUAGCGAGCGUGCACUCUCACAACAUUCUCCACCGCGACAUUAAACCGACAAACUUUUUGUACGACCCGGAGACCCGCCGCGGCGUCCUGGUCGAUUUCGGCCUUGCCGAGCGUGAGGGGUACGACUGCAGACCGUGUGUCUGCCACGACGACCCCGUAGCCCGCAAGGCGAAGCUACGGCCGCUGAUCAGCAGUGAGAAGAAGGGCGCAUACCUUCGGGAGGAUACGCGCCCCGCGCGGCGGGCGAACCGCGCGGGCACGCGGGGGUUCCGGGCGCCCGAAGUACUCUUCAAGUGCACGGAGCAGACUACCAAGAUUGACAUCUGGAGCGCCGGGGUCAUCCUGCUGACCAUCUUAUCCCGGCGGUUCCCCUUCUUCAACUCAGCCGACGACGUUGAGGCGAUGAUUGAGAUCGCCACUAUUUUCGGGCGGCAACGCAUGCAAGCUGCUGCUCUACUACACGGGUGCAUGCUAGAGACGACGAUCCCUACCAUCGGGAGGUCCGGUUUCAGUUUUGAGGGUAUCAUCUUGUGGAGCACCGGACGGAGCGAAACCAAUGAUAAGCUCAGUGAUGACGAGAAGCUUGCCAUUCAGUUUCUCUCGCGGUGCAUGGAACUAGACCCAAGCCGACGCAUUAGCGCCGAGGAUGCAUUGAAGCACCCGUUCCUGCGGAUGGGACUCGACGAGUCGGUGGAUGCAGCGAGUAAUACCGGCGAUGACGACGAAAUGGACAUGUUGAAGGCUUGAGCGGGCAUUAUCUGGGAGUUGGGCGUUACUUGACUGUAUCAUCAUCUAGGAGCAUGCUCUGGUAGGGUUGUCUGGAGUUCCGUGCAUCAUUUGAUAUCCCAUUGUUGAACGUAUUGCUUCCGCAUCUCUCUGCUCCUUCUGAGGCACGUGACUUGCUGUAAUCUGUAC